AAUGAGAGGCUCUGGCGAUCGUUUAAGAGACGGGUGUCAGGACUUGCACAGACGUACCAAGUCCUCCUCGUCCUUGCAUAAAGAUCCUCACCCUGUUAGUAUCUCAUCCAGCGCCGUACGAACAUGUUGCCCAAAACGCAGUUCACGCUCUACACCCACAAGGGCGGCCCCAACGGCUGGAAAGUCGCGAUGGUCAUGACCGAGCUCGGCCUCACGUACGAGAGCAUCUACCUCGACUUUGACAAGGGCGAGAUCAAAGCGCCCGCAUACACCAAGUACAACCCGAACGGGCGCAUCCCGACCAUCAUUGACCACAAGAACAACAACUUUGUCGUCUGGGAGUCGGACGCGAUCAUCACGUAUCUCGUCGAAAAGUACGACACCGCACACCGCAUCUCGGCCGUGACGCCCGAGGACAAGAUCCUUCAGCUCCAGUGGCUCUUCUUCCAGGCCUCCGGACAGGGCCCGUACUUUGGCCAGGCGAUCUGGUUCAAGGUGUACCACCCGGAGAAGGUGCCGAGCGCCGUCCAGCGGUACCAGAAGGAGGCGCUCCGCGUGAUCGGCGUGCUCGACGGCGUGCUGCAGAAGCAGGAGUGGCUCGUCGGCGGCAAAUGCUCCGUCGCGGAUAUGGCGUUCAUAACAUGGAACAAUGCUGCGCUCGGGAUGAUUAUCAACGACGUCGAGGGGCUCGACCUCGAGAAGGACUAUCCCGCAUUCCAUGCGUGGCAUCAGAAGCUCAUGGCGCGCCCGGCGAUCAAGAGCGUGUGGGAGCUCAGGGCGUCUCUACAGGGAUAGGCGAUCGGAAUCGUGCUUCGAUCCUAUCUGCUAGUGGAUACGAAAGGUCGAUCACUGAAUGAUACAUGUAGAGUCUUUGGAAACGAUGCUUGUUGGUUUUCGAUGUCGCCGAAGUUUAUCGCUAUGGAACGCGGUUCAUCGUCGGCCGCUCGUGCUCGCAGUGGGAUAUAUCAGCCACAGAUGCGUUCAUCACGCACAUGUUGAUGCUAAUGGGCAUAUAUAUCCGUGUUUAAAAAC
Messenger RNA from Laetiporus sulphureus 93-53, 1032 nucleotides. RefSeq names its product glutathione S-transferase. NCBI's taxonomy places the organism in Eukaryota, Fungi, Basidiomycota, Agaricomycetes, Polyporales, Laetiporaceae. The record is from RefSeq and is a predicted model, not a curated record. The transcript has 6 exons. The coding region runs from base 124 to 795 and encodes 223 amino acids.